Messenger RNA from Colossoma macropomum (tambaqui), 2912 nucleotides. RefSeq names its product cell adhesion molecule 2b (gene cadm2b). Bases 290 to 1585 code for a protein of 431 amino acids. Lineage: Eukaryota; Metazoa; Chordata; Actinopteri; Characiformes; Serrasalmidae. The record is from RefSeq and is a predicted model, not a curated record. The transcript is spliced from 11 exons.
GCACUUUUCUCAGCACUGUCGCGCGGAGCCGUGCGCGUGUGAGUGUGUGUGUGUCUCUGUAGCAGCCCGGGGCUUCCGUGACGGCAGCGUGGCCUCCGCUUCGCGCGCCCUGACCAGGGGGGAGAUUCAGCAUCGUCCUGCGGAGUCCAUGCCAUUGCUGCCUUGAAAGCGCAGCCCCAGCUGGAUAAGCCGAGCGCUCCGAGAAGAAGAAGAAAAAGAAGAAGAAGAAGACGCGAGACGCGCGAGACGGACGCCCAAGCGAGCUUCGGCUGAGCCAAGCGAGAAGAAUAUGAUGUUGAAACAGCACUUGCUUUUCGUGCUCUACGGCAUCUGCGGGACUGUCAUUAAAGAGGCAGCAACGAAAAACAAAGCGAAAGGCAGCCAGGGGCAGUUCCCCGUCACCCAGAAUGUGACAGUAGUGGAGGGGAGCACAGCCAACAUGACCUGCCGUGUGGAUUACAAUGAUAACACCUCCCUCCAGUGGUCAAACCCUGCACAGCAGACGCUCUUCUUCGGGGACAAGAAAGCAUUGAGGGAUAACCGGAUCGAGCUGGUUCGAGCCUCCUGGAAGGAGCUGACCAUCAGCAUCAGCGAGGUGACUCUGUCAGAUGAGGGACAGUAUACAUGUUCUCUCUUCACCAUGCCCGUCAAGACCUCCAAGGCCUUUCUCACAGUACUGGGAGUACCAGAGAAACCAGAAAUUAUCGGCUUCUCAAGACCCGCUGUGGAGGGAGAGGAUGUCACGCUCACAUGCAUAACAUCUGGGAGCAAACCAGCUGCCGACAUUCGAUGGUUCAGAAACGAGAAGGAGGUGCAGGGUGUGAAGGAGGUGAACGCCACAGGCCGGUCGUUCACAGUGAGGAGCACCGUACACCUCCGGGUAAACAGAAAUGAUGACGGAGCAGCAUACACCUGCAGCGUGGAGCACAUAACUUUGAAUUCAACUCCUCACCAAGUCACAGAGGUGCUGGAGGUCCACUAUGCACCUCAAGUAGAGAUUGUACACUCUUUAAUUGUGCCGCAAGAAGGACAGUACUUCAAACUGGAGUGUGUAUCCAAAGGCAACCCAUUGCCUGAGCCAGUGUUAUGGACAAAAGACGGCGGAGAACUUCCUGAUGUUGAACGAAUGAUCGUGGAGGGCAGAGAAUUAAUCAUCACAACCCUCAACAAAACAGACAAUGGCACAUAUCGAUGCGAGGCCAGCAACCAUAUUGGGACCAACAGCGAUGAAUAUGUGCUGUUUGUAUAUGAUCCCAAUGCGCUGACUCCACACGGUCCUGAUCACGCGCUGAUCGGCGGAGUUGUGGCCGUGGUGGUCUUCAUCACCCUGUGCUUCAUCAUCGUCCUCGGCCGCUAUCUGGCCAGACAUAAAGGGACAUACUUAACCAAUGAGGCCAAAGGAGCAGAGGACGCCCCUGAUGCAGACACUGCCAUCAUCAAUGCGGAGGGGAACCACGCACAUGCAGAGGAAAAGAAAGAAUAUUACCAGGGAGCGGCAAGAAAUGUGGUUCAUCUCAAGUCGGAAAACCUUGGCUUUGCCAAUAAUUACGCUUUAAGGGAAGAAUAUGUGCGAUGCAUAAUGUGAAUAUUUAUUGUUUGUCUAUUUUUUUUUAUUAUACAUUGUGAAAGUGGUUGUUCUCUGAAGUGUACUCCAUAACAAGAAUGUUGUAUAAAGGCAAAAGAAAGGACACUGAUAUUUAUGUAAUAUAUAGAUACCAAAAAAAAAACAACAAAAAAAAAACUGACAAACACAUUAAAAAGGGAGAAAAUGAUCAUUGAAAGCACAACUGAUGAUUGUUCCUGACCUAAUGGAUCUAUCAUUCUGGUUAUUCUGUUCAUAUCUGUCUGUAUAUUCUUGCACUGUUUAUAUAUGGCCCUUACUUUCUUUUUAAUGUCUAAAGAUGUUUAAAACAUAUAAGCACAAAGUCAUUGUUAAAUGUCAUUGGCUUAGACAGUCUCAGGAUGAAAAAAAGAGCCUAAUUUUGUUUCAUUUUGGUUCAUUUAAUGAAUGGAAGUUUUUUUCCUCUGUCUGUACUGUUGGAACAGUCAUUUGUUCAACAUAUGAACUGGAGAUUAAGACUGGUUCAUUUAAAAAUUGCAGUUUCAAUAUUUAUUUGACUGAUUACCCCUCGCUAAUAUUGCUGUACAAUACUUUGCUGAAGUGAUUAUUGGUGGAAAAUAUUGUUAAAAUAUGGGAUUCCAUAGAUCAACAUUUGUAUAUUAGUCAAUACGGGGCAGGCUUUCUAGACACAGAUGAGAUAAAAUUAUGUUGUCAAUUGGGAUUCUUCAUAGAAAACCUGUUUUACUCUUGGACUUCACUUAAUCUGUGCCCUGAAAAUCAGCUCAUAGCAAUUUAAAGUGUUCCAUACUUUUAUAAUUACAUUCACAUAAGUGACGAACAAGUUUUUUUUGUUUGUUUUUAGCACAAAGCAUGUAUAUAAUGUGAAUAAUUCAGUAUUUAGUAAUUUGUUUAUUUAACUGAAUUUUAAAUCUUUAUUGUUCUGUUGCACACAUUUCAUGUUUGUAUGUCUACUUUAGCUUCUCAACACUGCUUAUUACUUUUGGUAAAACUGAUGGACAAAUACAAUGUAUUAUUAUUAUUAUUAUUAUUAUUAUUAUUAUUAGUGUGCUUUUAUAAGCUUGUGAGUAAGUAGGAUGAGUUUUUCAUGAGAAGGUCAGAACAAUCACCAUUAUUGCCUUUGUGUUUGCAACAAAACAUACAACACUUAAGCACUGCUGAGUCGGGCAGUUUUUAAACAUGUUUUAAAUGUUCCUACAUUAUUCCACUAUUUAUAACAUCAAAUAGAAUUUAGACAUUUUGUAAGAACCAUUAAUUUAAUUUGCUCUUUUUUUGGCUACAUGAGAAAAUGUGUGAGUUUUGCUUUUACAGUAUUAAAUAUCCAUUUUCCAAA